AUGGCGCGAAUUAAGGAAUGGGUCGAGAAGCUGGAGGUGCCAUCCGAGCCCGGAUUGACGAACGCCCAGAUGAUGUUGACGAACCAUGACUUGCGGCCAGUUGACCCGGAGCGUCGUCAAUGGAAAUGGUUCAACUUUAUUGCUUUCUGGAUUGCAGACUCUCUGAAUAUUAACACUUGGAUGAUCUCGUCCUCGAUGAUUGUGGAUGGUCUGUCUUGGUGGCAGUCAUGGAUUUGUGUCUGGGUCGGAUACUUCAUUGCCGCCUGUUUUGUAUGUAUGACGGGUCGCAUCGGCGCCGUGUAUCACAUCUCGUUUCCUGUCGUGUGUAGAUCCACGUUUGGAAUUUGGGGUUCGCUCUGGCCCGUUUUCAAUCGAGCUGCAAUGGCGGUGAUAUGGUAUGGUGUGCAGGGUUUCAUCGGAGGUCAGUGUGUGACAUUGAUGAUCAGCUCAAUUUGGCCCAGUUACAACCGCCUACCCAACACUAUCCCCGCCAGCUCGGGCGUCACGACGAAGGACUUUGUAAGCUUUUUUCUCUUUUGGCUACUCUCACUGCCGGCCCUUUGGUUUCCCGUCCACAAAAUCCGGCAUCUCUUUACCGUCAAGGCGAUCUAUUCGCCGAUUGCCGCCAUCGCGUUCUUCGCCUGGUCGAUCUCACGCGCCAAAGGGAUCGGCCCCAUCGUUCAUCAACCGCAUACCGUACACGGUAGUGCGCUGGCUUGGGCGGUGGUGAAGGCGAUCAUGAGCUGCUUGGGCAAUUUUGCUACGCUCAUUGUGAACGAUCCGGAUUUUUCAAGAUUUGCCCGGAAGCCAAAGGAUGCACUGUGGUCGCAACUUCUUACCAUCCCCAUCGGCUUUGGAAUUACCUCCUUCAUCGGUAUCAUUGCGUCCUCAUCCUCGGCGGUGAUCUUUGGUGGAGAGAUGGUGUGGAACCCUCUGGACCUGUUGGGAAAGUUCCUGGACGGUGCCAGCUCGGCUGAAAGGUUUGGAAUCUUUGUGAUCUCCACUGGGUUUGCUUUAGCUCAGUUGGGAACGAACAUUUCGGCGAACUCAGUUUCCGCUGGUACGGAUCUGACGGCAUUGGUUCCUCGCUAUCUUACGAUCCGGCGCGGAAGCUAUAUUUGCGCUGCUGUUGGCUUGGCUAUGUGUCCGUGGAAUCUCGUGUCAUCAUCCAACAACUUCACAACAUACCUCUCGGCUUACUCAAUUUUUCUGUCGUCCAUCGCCGGUCCAAUGCUGUGUGAUUAUUACAUCGUCCGCAAGGGUUAUCUGCGGGUCAACGAUCUAUACAGUGCUCGGAGAGACUCUCCAUACCGAUUUAUCUACGGCUUCUCCUGGCAGGCAUAUGCCUCGUAUCUCGCGGGAAUUCUCGUCAACAUUGUGGGUUUCGCCGGUGCCGUUGGACGUAAGGUGCCCGUGGGUGCCCAGUACAUAUAUAACGUCAAUUACUUCUCGGGAGUCGUUGUGUCUGCCCUCAUGUACUACAUCCUGACUCGGUUCUUCCCCGUUCCCGCGACGAGCUCCACGUGGUGUGAAGUCGAUCAGGAUGUAGACAGCCUUGCGGGUGAAGAAAUUGAACCGUAUGAUGUACCUGAGCCAACGAAAGCAGAUCAUCUGAAUUACGGAACGCUCCAGGAGUCAAAAGCACCGAAGGCUGGGUCAUCGGCUGUUUUAUGA
Molecule: messenger RNA, 1674 nt
Organism: Aspergillus alliaceus
Lineage: Eukaryota; Fungi; Ascomycota; Eurotiomycetes; Eurotiales; Aspergillaceae
Product: nucleobase cation symporter-1 family protein
Exons: 5
Coding region: 1-1674 (557 amino acids)
Biological process (GO): transmembrane transport; nucleobase transport
Cellular component (GO): plasma membrane
Molecular function (GO): nucleobase transmembrane transporter activity
Source: RefSeq, a predicted model, not a curated record